AUGCAAUCCGUGUUGGCUGUUCUUCUUUUGUUUGCUGUCAAAACCGUUUCGGCUUCAAAUGAUGGUGAGAAAUUAAAUUUAAUCGCCAUCAAAUUGUUUCUUCUUAAAUUUUAAAUAAUUUCGUCGUUUAGUGUUUCAUGAUUUUUUUUAUACUUUAUUUCAUAAGUCGUGUCCCAAUCACGUUUUAUUUGAGAUUCCCCGGAGAUAACCAAUUGGGAUGACGAAGAUGAAAUGCGGAAACGUUUGGAUCAGUACACCCAAGAAAAAUUUUCUCAUGGAUAUCACAACUGGGUUAGCUCUCUCAUUCAUCGUCUCUAAUUUAUCGUUUAUCAACUUAGUUCGAACAAUGGCACAACGACGAAGACAAUAAAGUAACGAAAUCGAGUCGUUCUAAACGCUUCACAAAACGCGCCAAACGCGACGGCGGACUCGUUUCUGGCCCUAUCGCCACUGCUGUCGUCACUGGCAUGAUUGGUAAUUGCCAGUUCUCGAACCCAUCACCGACACGAUUUACAGGAAUGACCGCUAAGACAGUUUCCGAACUAACAACUUUCCAUCCACAACUUUCCAACGGAGGGUGUGACGUAAGUUGUUUCUUAUUUAGAAGAUUAGGAAUUGAUUUCAACAAAAGGUAAACCUGUUCACAUUCAUUGAAUUUUUUCAAUCUCUCAUAUUUUCUUAAAGGAGUUAUUGAAUAAUACUACUGACACGAUUUGUUUUUUGAUGUUAGUAUUGAAAAAAAAAAUCAGUAGAUUAUAUUGAAAGUUUUUUAAUUACAGUGGUUUGGUACUGCCCCUUUCUGCAGUUUCCCUUGUCCAGCCGAGUACGAUUACAUCCGUGGACAUACUGGAAGGUUAAUUUAGAAAUUCGAUAUUUUCAACCCUAAUAUCAUGUUCAGAUGCUCCAAUUGGUGGCUUUCUGGUUUCUGUCAACCUGACGAAAGUUUUGGAAAACCGUGCUCAACAAUUCUCGGCGACUACUUCAUCAAACGCUUCUGUUGCAAGUGAGUUUUUCGAAAGUAUGAAGUUAAAAAAAGUUAAAAACGACGGAAAAAAAAUCAUUGUAUUUUUGACAGAUCUGACCCGACGGAAUGCACCUGGUCAGGUAGAUGGAUGGGAGCCAAUACUGCACACAACAUUUAUUGUCGUUAUGACAACGUCGGUACUUGCGGAUCAAUCGAUUGCUCCAUAAACCAUUUCACUCUGAAGGUUUUCCUUUUUUCUGUUAAUAAGAGUUGUCAAAGCGGUCGGUUGAAUAGAAAAUCACAAAAUAGGAUAGAUUUGUUUCAACUGAUAAAAAAAAACAAAAUAGUUUGAGUCAUUAAAAAUUUAUUGAGCAUUAAAUCCUUUCCAAUUAGAAUAAAAAAUAAUAAUUUUUCUCGAUUGAAAUUUUUCUUUCGUUAUGCGCUUUCAAGCAUUUCGUUCGUGCUUUCAUUUGCACAGACGGGACAUUUACUUUGUUUCCAAUUUAUUCUGUUUUACGGAAUGUGUUUUUCUUUCUGAAUUUUUCUGCGUGCAGGAAAGAAAAUCUGAGUAGGAGGAUAAUGACGGUAGAAAAAAGGAAAAAGCUGUCGAGCGCAUGAAUAUAUUUUUGACAAUGGCGAUUUCUCAGGCUCAAAACUCAUCCACGAUUUACGGCGAACGCUGUGAUCAUGUGGACCUGUUCGGUCUCCGAGGAAAAGCUACUUGCGGAUACAUUGCGUGGUUCGACGAGAACGAACAAGUCGUCAACAGUUGGUACAAAACCAGGUGA
This is a messenger RNA of Caenorhabditis auriculariae, 1752 nucleotides long. The record is from the annotation of a GenBank genome assembly. NCBI's taxonomy places the organism in Eukaryota, Metazoa, Nematoda, Chromadorea, Rhabditida, Rhabditidae.